AUUGCCAUUCCAACGCACACUCCUUGAGGAGCAACAGCUAUACGGAGUUAAAGAAGUGGAUUAUCGAGUGUUUUGGAAGGAACGAUUCCUCGUUUUGUGGGCUAUUUGCAUGAAAACAUAAAUGCGCGUUUGGACAAUAAUUUUGCUUCAGUAACUCGCGAUUUAGUCGAUAAAGGGCGCAUUGCAAUAGUCUACGGCAUUACCUAUCCUCUUCGUGGAAUGGAAUCAGUCUUAGAAUGAAAAACAAAACGAGCUUGAUUGUAUUCAGCGAUUGGAUAUAGUGCAUGGGAUGACCAUAUUCCACAGUAUUAUAAACAGGACAUGUGAAUUGAGAGUUUAAAGCAUAGCCUGUGGUGGUUUAGAUGUGUGCUUUGUGUAUCCCUCGUAUGAGUCCAGUCUAAACCUUUAUUCAUGUUGCAAGAUCCUGGCUUAUGACAAUGGAUUACUUGCUAUGGGUAUGCAGCCUGGUGCUCCCCGUGGUAUUUGCUGUCGAAGAGACACUAAUGGACAGCAAGUGGGCGACUACAGAGCUGGCCUGGACCACGUUUCCCGAGAGCGGGUGGGAGGAGGUGAGUGGCUACGAUGACUCCAUGAGUCCAAUAAGAACAUACCAGGUGUGCAACGUGCGUCAGCCCAACCAGAACAACUGGCUGAGGACUGACUUCAUCCCCAGGAAGGGCGUGCUGCGUGUCUACGUGGAGAUCAAGUUCUCGGUACGCGACUGCGCUAGCAUCCCCAACAUCCCCGGUUCCUGCAAAGAGACCUUCAACCUGUUCUACUACGAGUCAGAGGGGGACACGGCCACGGAGGGCAGCCCACUGUGGAGGGAGAACCCUUACAUCAAGGUGGACACCAUCGCCCCUGACGAGAGCUUCUCUCUGCUGGAGGCCGGCCGGAUCAACACCAAGGUCCGCAGCUUCGGCCCGCUCUCCAAGACGGGCUUCUACCUGGCCUUCCAGGACCUCGGGGCCUGCAUGUCACUCAUCUCGGUCCGGGUAUUCUUCAAGAAGUGCUCCACCACCAUUGCUAACUUUGCGGUUUUCCCUGAGACGGCCACGGGAGCCGAAGCCACAUCCUUAGUCAUCGCCCCCGGGGCCUGUGUGUCCAACGCGCAGGAGGUGUCGGUCCCUUUGAAGCUGUACUGCAACGGGGACGGGGAGUGGAUGGUUCCUGUCGGCUCCUGUACCUGCACGCCAGGCUUCGAGCCAGCAAUGGGGGACACGCAGUGCCAGACCUGCAGCCCUGGAACCUUCAAGUCGAAACAGGGAGAGGGCUUGUGUUCCCCCUGCCCCCCCAGCAGCCGAGCCAGCUCCAGAGGCUCAAGCGUCUGCCCCUGCCAGAACGGCUUCCACCGUGCAGACAGUGACCCUCCAGAAUCGGCCUGCACCACCGUCCCGUCGCCCCCUCAGAACGUCAUCUCCAGCGUCAACGAGACCUCCCUGUCGCUGGAGUGGGAGGAGCCGGCGGACGGCGGGGGGCGGAGCGACGUCAUCUACAACGUGGUGUGUAAGAAGUGCCUGAGGGAGCGGAGCCCGUGCACGCGCUGCGACGACAACGUGGACAUAGCGCCGCGCCGCCUGGGCCUCACGGACAGGAAGGUGGUGGUGAGGAACCUGCAGGCUCACACCCGCUACAGCUUCGAGGUCCAGGCCGUCAACGGGGUGUCGGGGAAGAGUCCGUCGGCGCCCAGCUAUGCCACGGUCAACAUCACCACCAACCAAGCAGCCCCUUCAGCAAUCCCCACGGUGCACCUCAUGAGGUCCACGUCUGACACGCUCAGCCUGUCCUGGCUGCCUCCUGAGAAGCCCAACGGCUUUAUCCUCGACUAUGAGAUCAGAUACUACGAGAGGGGUCAGGCCAUGUCCCACACGGUGACAGCCCAGUACAGCUCAGCCAAGGUGGAGGGGCUGAAGUCAGCCACGCAGUACGUGGUCCAGGUCCGGGCUCGCACUGUGGCCGGCUAUGGACGCUACAGCAACCCAAUGGACUUCAGCACCAGUCUGCACAGUGACCCCCAGAAGUCUGUGCAGGACCAGCUUCCUCUCAUAGUGGGCUCGGCAUCAGCAGGCCUGGUGGUCAUCGUAGCAAUGGUGGUGAUAGCCGUGGUCUGCCUCAAGAAGCAGCGUAGCAGUUCUGAGCUGGAGUACACUGAGAAACUACAGCAGUACAUUUCACCGGGGGUCAAAGUGUACAUCGACCCCUUCACUUACGAGGACCCGAACGAGGCGGUCCACGAGUUUGCCAAAGAAAUUGACAUCUCCUGUGUGAAGAUCGAGGAAGUCAUCGGCGCAGGUGAGUUUGGGGAGGUGUGCCGUGGCAGGCUGAAGCAGCCGGGGCGGAGGGAGGGGGUGGUGGCCAUUAAGACUCUGAAGGCCGGCUACACCGAGCGCCAGAGGCGGGACUUCCUGGCGGAGGCGAGCAUCAUGGGCCAGUUCGACCACCCCAACGUGAUCCGCCUGGAGGGGGUGUUAACCCGGAGCUGCCCCGUGCUCAUCAUCACCGAGUUCAUGGAGAACGGAGCGCUGGACUCCUUCCUCAGGCUGAACGAUGGCCGUUUCACCAUGACCCAGCUGGUUGGCAUGCUGCGCGGCAUCGCCGCGGGGAUGAAGUACCUGUCCGACAUGAACUACGUCCACCGCGACCUGGCCGCACGCAACAUCCUGGUCAACAGCAACCUGGUGUGCAAGGUGUCCGACUUUGGCCUGUCCCGGUUCCUGGAUGACACCUCCACCGACCCCACCUACACAAGCUCACUGGGAGGGAAGAUCCCCAUCCGGUGGACUGCGCCGGAGGCCAUCGCCUUCAGGAAGUUCACCUCCGCCAGCGACGUCUGGAGCUACGGCAUCGUCAUGUGGGAGGUGGUGUCCUAUGGAGAGAGGCCCUACUGGGACAUGAGCAACCAGGAUGUGAUGACGGCGGUGGAGCAGGACUACAGGCUGCCCCCGCCCAUGGACUGCCCUAUGGUGCUGCACCAGCUCAUGCUGGAGUGCUGGUUGAAGGAGAGGAACCAGCGGCCCAAGUUCUGCCGGAUCGUCAGCACCCUGGACAAGCUCCUGCGCAACGCCGCCAGCCUUAAAGAUGUCACCAGCAUAUAUUCAGGGGACCUGCUGCGGAUUGGAGGAACUCUGCCCGGCCACCACAGGAAGAGUCUGGACAGCAGUCAGGAGAUCGUCCGACAACAGAUGAGCCAAACUCUGCCUAUCAGGGUGGGGUGAUAGGGCCAUGAGAGGUGAGAGGGCCGUGUUUGACUGACAGUGCAGGACACAGCUUCAAAUGCAUGCCUUUGUGAUGGAACACUUCUGAUAACAGACAAUGGUGGGAUCACAGGUGGGACAUGUUGCUCUAUGGACAGAUGCCAUCCUUUUUCAAUCUCAUUUUAUUCAAAAUUGUUUUGGAUGCUAAGUUAUUACAUAUUAUUGAGAAGAGUAUUCUGUGUUUUCUACAAUAGUCUUAUUGUUUGGAUUUGUCUUAUUGCUUGAUUUUGAACACAUUCAAUGUUUUUAUUGAGCAAAAAGAAAAUAUUUUAUUUUGACUAUAUUUGGUCCAAAAGGGUAGAGGUCUUGUAACAGAAAUAGCCAGUAGGCACCAUAGCUGUACAAUUUCAUCAACUGGAAAGUUGCCAUUUCCUUCAUCCUGGACCUAGAUAACCACUCCUAAUCUUGAUGUGUUGGAUAUUUCCUGUUGCAGAUCAAAGUGAAUUAAAAAGGCCACUGUCGCUAUGUGACCUUAAUAUCCAUUUGACCUACAAACAUUGAUGUAAUGUCGUCCCUCAAUGGUUAAUUACGCCAGAGAGUAUUUUUAAAGUACGCCAGCUGUCAGAGAGUGCUGUGACUGGGCUGCAUCUCCCCAUCUCAGCUAAACCAAUCUGCACCGCUGCCAGCACCAUUUGACCUAACUUUGACCCAUGGUUACAUGUUUGUUUGUCGGCAGACAAAUUGAAAACCACGGUUUCAGGGCCAUUAAGAAUGUGUAUGUGUCAACUUUAAAGAAUAAAACGGCUUUUAGGGGCAGACUUUUUGUCUGCAAGAGUAAGAUGUUUCGAAUUGUAAAAAAAUAAAUUUAAAAAAUUGCGCAAAAUAAGCAUUUUUCUUUCCGUAUUUUUAAGUUAAUCAUAUGCAAAUAAAUUA
This is a messenger RNA of Hypomesus transpacificus, 4127 nucleotides long. RefSeq names its product eph receptor B3a (gene ephb3a). Gene Ontology annotation, biological process: protein phosphorylation; cell surface receptor protein tyrosine kinase signaling pathway; axon guidance. The coding region runs from base 432 to 3215 and encodes 927 amino acids. Lineage: Eukaryota; Metazoa; Chordata; Actinopteri; Osmeriformes; Osmeridae. The record is from RefSeq and is a predicted model, not a curated record. Gene Ontology annotation, molecular function: protein binding; ATP binding; transmembrane-ephrin receptor activity. Gene Ontology annotation, cellular component: plasma membrane; neuron projection. The transcript has 16 exons.